Penicillium maclennaniae is the source of this 1146-nucleotide messenger RNA. Its product is annotated as ribokinase. The transcript has a single exon. Lineage: Eukaryota; Fungi; Ascomycota; Eurotiomycetes; Eurotiales; Aspergillaceae. Bases 1 to 1146 code for a protein of 381 amino acids. The record is from RefSeq and is a predicted model, not a curated record. Gene Ontology annotation, biological process: D-ribose metabolic process. Gene Ontology annotation, molecular function: ribokinase activity.
AUGGCUCCCCUCAUUCGUGUCGUCGGCUCCCUCAAUGCCGAUAUGGUUUCCGUCACACCUCGUUUUCCCGAUCCCGGCGAGACAAUCACGGCUUCAAAGUACUUCACCAGUGCCGGCGGCAAGGGCGCAAACCAGGCGGUCGCAUGUGGACGCCUGUCUCGACCACAACCCACCGGAGAGGGAAUGAAUGCCAAUAGUGACGUUCACGUCGAGAUGGUUGGUGCUGUCGGUGCCCUGGAUGGCCACUUUUCUGCCCUGUUGAAGCCGACUCUUGAGAAGUCUGGAGUGGACACCUCGCUAGUGCGAGUCAUUGAGGAUGCAUACACUGGCGUGGCAGUUAUUAUCGUCGAUUCGUCCGCUGGAGGUGAGAAUCGCAUUUGUUUCUCGCCCGGUGCGAACUACACGGGCAUGCAGCCUAAGCCCGAGGUUCUGGGAACCGCUCUCUCUACCCCAUUGCCCGACGUGAUCGUAAUGCAGGGGGAGAUUCCAGUCGACACUGUCAUUGGGAUUCUUCGGGAAGUCGCCGCAUUCAAAAAAAAGAAUCGCGCUGCCGGCAAGCGUGGGAUCGAGUCUGGGCCGGAUGUUAUGCUCAACCCGGCUCCUGCACCACCGGGAGGUUUGCCUGAAGAUGUCUAUGCGGCAGUCGACCACUUGAUUUUGAAUGAAACAGAAGCGGAGCUUAUGACGCCGCCUACAGAACAGCUUCUUCGUGUCGUUCCAGAUGCUGAGGGGCUGAACAGCAAGGAGAAAGUGGCACGAUACUUCCACAAGCUGGGUGUGACGUACCUACUCAUUACGCUGGGAGCCAAGGGCGUCUGGUACAGUGCUACGGAUGGCGGGUCCACUUGUCCCAGCGAUGGGGUCAAGCGUUUUACGAAUGAGAUUCCUGCAGCAGCGGUGUCUCAAGUGUUAGACACUACGGCAGCGGGCGACACAUUUGUUGGAGCAUAUGCGGUCAAGGUUGCGCGAUGGCGAGAGCAACGUCGCGCCGCGAAUAAGGCGGGUCAGGAUCUCACUGACGCGGAGAAGCCGCAUCGAUACCAGACAUUUAUGGACGAGGCGAUGCGCCUGGCAGUGCGCGCGUCAGCUCGUGCCGUGGAGCGACAGGGUGCUAUGGAUAGCAUUCCGUUCGAGGACGAGGUGUAA